AUGUGGGAUAUGGGAUUGCAGGAUGCAGAAACUUCACUCACCCCUUCUUUUAAUUUCUGCAAGAAUGGGGGCACCUGGAGGAAGGAUGGAUGCCUUUGCCCAGAACAAUGGACAGGACUGAGGUGUACUAUAGUUAAUUUCUGUAACAAAAGCUCCUUUGGCCACCUUAAUUUCGACAUUAUCAUAGUACACAAAUAUGGACCUUCCAUAGAAAAAUGUGGAAAGGACACCCCAAAUGUGGACUUGCCAAAGGCAAGUAGGUAUUGCAACAAGACCAUUUAUGGUGACAUAAUCUUAGGAAAUGUCUCAGAAGUGAACUGUAACCAAAGCCUGAAGACACUGGCAGCUCAGGUAGAAAAUAUCCCAGAACAAUCUCUUAAUAUUUCGAAGGAAGUCCUGCUUUUAACCUCCGAUACAAACAAACUGACCGCUGAGAAUGUCUCAUCUGCUACCAUUGUGGUGCAGCAGAUUUUCAACCAGUCCAGAAAUGCAACAGAUGAGGCAAAGAAAAUUGCAGUAACCACAGUAAGCCAACUUCUAGAUGCCAAAGAAGCUAUUUUUGAAAAUUCUAGCAGCUUUAUGAACCUCACUAAAGAAUUGGAGACUUAUUCCUCAUCUUUGAUGAAUAAGUCUAUAGUCCAGCCCAACAUUGCCCUUCAAUCUGUUGACCUCCCCACAGAAAAUACUUCACAGCCUAUAGCUGUUCUUUUUUCUGUUCAAAGAGGAACUAAUAAUAUUCUGGAUUCAAAACAAAUACAAAUAGAUAUAAAUAAGACGCUACAACCAGAGGACCAAAUGGAGUUGCAGAUCCUAAUUAAUACCACGCAAGAUACCCAUAAGAAACUUGGCUUUGUUCUGUAUCAAAAUAAUAAAUUUUUCCAGUCAAAAUCCUUCACCAGCAGAACAAAUUUUAGUCAAAGAAUUAUUGCAGGCCAAGUUGCUGAUGCUAAUAAUUCAGAGGCAAAGAAUGCUUCUGUUGAAAUAAUCUUUAAACCAAGGUACAGUGAGUCUCAAUUCUUGCUGAAUUCAUAUGCCUGUGUCUUUUGGAACUUUACAAAAAAUGACUGGGACACUUCUGGGUGUAAAAAGAAACCCUUCAAUAGCUCUCAAUUCCUUGGAUGCCAAUGCAACCACACCACUAAUUUUGCUGUAUUGAUGAAUUUUAACAAAAAUUAUCAUUAUUCGGACUCUCUCAAUAACAUAACUAAAUUUGGUUGUGGAUUAUCCAUUGUUGGUUUGGCUCUUACAAUUAUAUUUCAGAUUACCACCAGGAAGCUAAGAAAGACUUCAGUUACUUGGGUGUUCGUGAGUUUCUGCACAUCAAUGCUGAUUUUCAACAUCCUCUUCCUCCUUGGAAUAGAAAACUCUAAUAAAAAUGAAAAUAGGACUAUGCUCCAUAAAGAUGACAAUAAUUUGUUUCCAGAAGAUAUUAAUAUUCCAAAAAAUCAUAAAUGCACAGUGAUGGCUGUCUUACUGCAUUAUUUUCUGCUAGUGACAUUUACUUGGACAGGACUCAAUGCUGUACAACUCUACUUUCUUCUGCUCAGAGCCAUGAGGCCUCUCCCUCAACAUUUUACUCUCUUUCUAUCUCUAAUUGGAUGGGGAGUACCUGCUAUAAUAGUGUCUUUAACAGUGGGAAUUAUUUACCCACUAAAAGGGGCUUUAGGAUACCGACAAGAAGAAAUAUGUUGGCUCACAGUUCCAGAAAAUGGCUAUCUGGAGAGUCCAUUGUUGUGGUCAUUCAUUUUACCUGUGCUUAUCAUUUUGAUCACCAAUACUGUAAUUUUUGUUAUCAUCGCAGUCAAAGUUCUGUGGAGAAGAAAUGACAACUUGACCAGCACAAAAAGGAGCUCAUUCACGAGGAAGAUUCUUAGCACAUUAUCCAUUGUUGUAGUUUUGGGGCUUACUUGGAUUCUGGGUUACCUAACACUAAUAAUGGAUAAUGAUAUGAAAAUCAUCUUCAACUACUUAUUCUGCAUUUUCAACUCAACACAGGGAUUGCAAAUUUUCAUCUUAUACACUGCUAAAACAAAAGUCUUCCAGAAUAAGGUUUCUGAUAUGUUCAAGUCAAUAUCAUCUACCACUGGAAAGAUGAAAAUAUCUUCUAUGAAGUCAAUUUCUCUACAUGCACAGGUGUAUGAAAUGAUAAGGUCCUUUCCAAGCAGAAUCGAGCGCUUCAGGCUGUUUGAUCCAUCUCCAGUUUCUGAGGAGACAUUCCUUUCUGAAAGUAGCCAAAGUAAUUCAUGCCACAAAACUGUAAAAGUAUGACUUUGGUAACCUAUUUUUGAUAAUAUCAGAUAUGAAUUUUAAAUGAUU
Messenger RNA from Sarcophilus harrisii (Tasmanian devil), 2316 nucleotides. RefSeq names its product adhesion G protein-coupled receptor G7 (gene ADGRG7). The coding region runs from base 1 to 2268 and encodes 755 amino acids. Gene Ontology annotation, cellular component: membrane. NCBI's taxonomy places the organism in Eukaryota, Metazoa, Chordata, Mammalia, Dasyuromorphia, Dasyuridae. Gene Ontology annotation, molecular function: G protein-coupled receptor activity. Gene Ontology annotation, biological process: cell surface receptor signaling pathway; G protein-coupled receptor signaling pathway. The record is from RefSeq and is a predicted model, not a curated record. The transcript is spliced from 16 exons.